Messenger RNA from Didymodactylos carnosus, 393 nucleotides. NCBI's taxonomy places the organism in Eukaryota, Metazoa, Rotifera, Eurotatoria, Philodinida, Philodinidae. The record is from the annotation of a GenBank genome assembly.
AUGGGUAACAUGAAUUGUGCAGCAUCAGCAACGUCAAUUGACAAUAAUCCAAAAUCUAAUAAUACUCGAUAUAUUGAAUUAAAUAAUACAUUAAAUACAACUGUCAAUGGUAGUUCCGAACGAACAUCAUCAUCUUUAUCAUCAUUUGUACCAUUAAUACCGGCAAUUAAAUUAAAAUCAGCAUCAUUAUCAUCAUAUAAUGUUCGUUCAUCAUUUUGUGGUAAUAAAAUUAAUAAUAAUAAUAACAAUAUUGGAAGUGCAUUAACUGUUCAUCGAUAUAAUGAAAAAAAUCUACCAUUAGCAUCAAAUAAUUAUUGCACUAACAGCAAUAAUAGUAACAAAAAACAAGAAAAAAAUAAUAAUAAUGAAAUACAAAAAGGUAAAUAUUUUUAA